This is a messenger RNA of Cercocebus atys (sooty mangabey), 1504 nucleotides long. It is a transcript of the gene SNX8, whose product is annotated as sorting nexin 8. Bases 49 to 1446 code for a protein of 465 amino acids. Gene Ontology annotation, molecular function: phosphatidylinositol binding. Gene Ontology annotation, biological process: retrograde transport, endosome to Golgi. The transcript is spliced from 12 exons. Lineage: Eukaryota; Metazoa; Chordata; Mammalia; Primates; Cercopithecidae. The record is from RefSeq and is a predicted model, not a curated record.
GUGCGGCCGCGCGGCGCGGGAGGAAGUCACGUGGGAGCGCGGGCUCACAUGACUGGCCGCGCGAUGGACCCGCUGCCUGCGGCUGCAGUUGGGGCGGCAACUGAGGCGGAGGCUGACGAGGAGGAGGAUCCCCCGGCGGCAGAUCAGCCGACACCCCAGGCCAUCGAGCCCCAGGCCAUCGUGCAGCAGGCCGCAGCCCCCAGUCGAAUGCAGAUGCCGCAGGGGAACCCACUGCUGCUGUCCCACACCCUGCAGGAGCUGCUGGCCAGGGACACUGUGCAGGUGGAGCUCAUUCCGGAGAAGAAGGGCCUCUUCCUGAAGCACGUGGAGUAUGAGGUUUCCAGCCAGCGCUUCAAGUCCUCCGUGUACAGACGGUACAAUGACUUCGUGGUCUUCCAGGAGAUGCUCCUGCACAAGUUUCCCUACCGUAUGGUGCCUGCCCUGCCACCCAAGAGAAUGCUGGGAGCCGACAGGGAGUUCAUCGAGGCCAGGAGGAGAGCCCUGAAGCGCUUCGUCAACCUGGUGGCACGGCACCCCCUGUUCUCCGAGGAUGUGGUCCUCAAGCUCUUCCUGUCCUUCAGUGGCUCGGAUGUGCAGAACAAGUUAAAGGAGUCAGCACAGUGCGUCGGGGACGAAUUCAUGAACUGUAAGCUGGCUACCAGGGCCAAGGACUUCCUCCCAGCUGACAUCCAGGCUCAGUUUGCCAUCAGCCGGGAGCUAAUCCGGAACAUCUACAACAGCUUUCACAAGCUUCGCGACAGGGCCGAGCGGAUCGCGUCGCGGGCCAUCGACAACGCGGCAGAUCUUCUCAUAUUCGGGAAGGAGCUAAGUGCAAUCGGGUCCGACACAACCCCGCUGCCCUCCUGGGCCGCUCUGAACAGCAGCACCUGGGGGUCCCUGAAGCAGGCUCUGAAAGGCCUGUCUGUGGAAUUCGCGCUGCUCGCCGAUAAGGCCGCACAACAGGGGCAGAAAGUGGAGAAUGACGUGGUGGAGAAGCUGAACCUCUUCGUUGGAUCUCUGCAGUCCCGGCAGGACCUGUGCGAGCGGCAUGAGAAGGGCGUGCUGCACAAGCACCAGCGGGCGCUGCACAAGUACAGCCUGAUGAAGAGGCAAAUGAUGAGCGCCGCCGCGCAGAACCGCGAGCCGGAGUCCGUGGAGCAGCUGGAGUCCCGCAUCGUGGAGCAGGAGAACGCGAUUCAGACAAUGGAGCUGCGGAACUACUUCUCCCUGUACUGCCUGCACCAGGAGACGCAGCUCAUCCACGUCUACCUGCCCCUCACCUCCCACAUCCUCCGCGCCUUCGUCAACUCUCAGAUCCAAGGGCACAAGGAGAUGAGCAAGGUGUGGAACGACCUGAGGCCCAAGCUCAGCUGCCUCUUUGCGGGACCACACAGUGCCCUGACCCCACCGUGUUCCCCGCCGGAGGACGGCCUGUGUCCUCACUAGCGCCUGAGGCUGAGGUGGUGCUCCCUGCGGCCACACUAAAACCUCUUUCCAAACGGUG